AUGAUAUCUCGUAGGUUCCUGAAAUUGAAGCUGAUAUCAGUCAACAAUUGGCCGCUUAUGAUGCUGAACCCGAGGAAGUUGCUCACUAAAUCAUACUAGAUUAAAGAGAGAGAAAAUAACAACAAACAGACAAAAAGCCAACAUGCAAAUAUGAUUGAUGUUUUUGACGGCAUAAAAUAAAACAAUAUAGUGUAAAUUAUAAACGACAAGUUUUCAUAUUGGAUGAGUGCCUUUUUUUUAUUUAUUUUUUUCAUCAGAUAAAAGAAGACAAGGAAAAGGUCUAAUGACAUGUGUAAAAAGGGGAUCCUAAGCGGGAAUUACCUAUCUAAAGAUAUCCUCAUUGGCUUAAAUUGACUUUCAUCUACACAAAAAAGUUUUUUUUUCUUUUUUUUUUUUUCUUAUUGUCUUUUUCUUUUUUGACAUUCAAUGGAAAACAACAGCAAGACGGGGCCACCAUCGCCUACGAUUCCUGAGAGUAUUCCAAGUACAACGCAGACACAAUUUGAAGCUUAUCCACCAGCAGAAUCACCCAAUCUAUGGAAACUCUUCAAGUCUCAAGUUGGAACCAAGGAAGGGUGGUGGGGUGCCUUUGACUGGAAGAUGAUGUGUAUGCCAUCCAUUCUCGUAAAGGAAAAGAAGAAUGCACCCUUUUGGGGAUUGAACAGUCGAUUACCAUUGGGAUUAGCCCUUGUCAUGGGCUUCCAACAUGCUUUGGCAAUGGUUAGCGGAGUUGUCACACCAAUCCUCAUUAUGGUCGGAUCUGGUCCAACUGCCUUAAACUUGGAAAGAGAGGAUCAACAAUACUUGCUGUCAGCUGCUUUGAUCACAUCUGCCCUUUUAUCACUCAUUCAAAUCACUCGUUUCAAGAUAUGGAGGACAGGUUACUACAUUGGAACUGGUUUACUCAGUGUAGUUGGUCCCAACUUUGCCAGUAUUCCUGCAACAGGUGCAGUGAUCAAAAACAUGUAUUCAACAGGAUUUUGUUCGACACAGAUCUUGGAAGAUGGAACAAUUGACUAUUUACCUUGUCCUCGUGCUUGGGGCGCCAUUCUUGGAACAGCAAUGGUGUGUUCAUUAUUUGAAAUCGGCAUGAGCUUUUUACCACCUAAGACGAUUCGUCGCUUAUUCCCACCUAUUGUUAGCGGAACAACCAUCUUAUUGAUCGGAUGCUCCGUGAUUAGUACAGCCUUGAAGGAUUGGGCUGGUGGUUCAGGUGGUUGUGCUUCCAUGCCUGCUACCGGAUUAUAUUCUAAAUGUCCUAGCAUCAAUGCACCUCAUCCGCUUCCGUGGGGUAGUCCUCAAUUCCUUGGACUGGGCCUUUUAGUCUUUGCCACAAUCAUUUUGAUUGAAAAUAUAGGUUCACCCUUCAUGAAGAGUUCACAGAUCAUCAUCGGUUUGAUUGUUGGCUUGAUUGUUGCAGCAGCCUGUGGCUAUAUUGAUCACAGCACGAUCGACACUGCUCCUCCCAUUACUUUCCUUUGGGUACGAACGUUUCCGAUCACGGUCUAUGGACCAGCGAUUAUACCCUUCUUGAUCGUGUACCUCGACAAUAUGCUCGAAAGUAUUGGCGACAUCACUGCCUCAUGUGAUGUAUCUGGCGUUGAAGUUGAAGGAGAACCGUUCCAACGUCGUAUCCAAGGUGGUCUCCUUGCCGACGGUGUCAAUUCAUUUUUGGCUGCCUGUAUGACGAUCACGCCUGUGGUUACGUUUGCACAAAACAAUGGUGUUAUUGCCAUGACGCGUUGUGCCAAUCGGCUUGCGGGAUAUUGCUGUUGCUUCUUUAUUUUGCUCUUUGGCAUCUUUGGAAAGAUCUCGUCUGUCUUCUUGGCCAUUCCUGCACCUGUUCUCGGCGGCAUGAAUGCUUUCCUCUUUGCAUCCGUCACUGUUUCUGGUAUUCGUAUCCUUGCUUAUCUCGACUGGACUCGACGCGAUCGAUUUAUUGUGACUUGUUCGUUGGCCCUUGGACUAGGUGUCACCUUGGUUCCUACUUGGUUCACUCAUGUCUUUAGUUAUUCUGGAGAUAAUUUGGCACUCAAGGGGUUCCUGAGUGCUAUUGAAACCAUUGUUGAUACUGGAUACUGUAUCGGGUCACUCAUGGCUAUUUUCUUAAAUUUGGUCAUCCCAGCCGAAUGGGGACCGGAAACAGUCAAGGAGAUUGAAGAAAAGAUGCAGCAAGAAAAGGAAGCGAUCCGUGAUGGCUUUAUUCAAAACUCUGUUCAAGAUCCACUUGAACGUAUUUAAUUGUACAAAACAAAUAAACCCUUUUAGAAAUUGACUCGGGAUAAUCUUGUACAACUCAACCGCGCGCGUUACUGUUCCCCCCGCCUCCAGAAAUUGGGUAUAAAUACAUAACCAAAAAUUUUCCCCUCUUCCUCUUUUUCUUC
Molecule: messenger RNA, 2384 nt
Organism: Rhizopus microsporus ATCC 52813
Lineage: Eukaryota; Fungi; Mucoromycota; Mucoromycetes; Mucorales; Rhizopodaceae
Product: Xanthine/uracil permease
Exons: 6
Coding region: 427-2241 (604 amino acids)
Biological process (GO): transmembrane transport; xanthine transport
Cellular component (GO): fungal-type vacuole; membrane
Molecular function (GO): xanthine transmembrane transporter activity
Source: RefSeq, a predicted model, not a curated record